AUGGCAGGCCAAGGCCAGCGCUUGACUGUGGUCCCUACAGUAACCAUGCUUGCAGUGAUGAAAGCUCGCCUCGUCGGUGCCACAAGAGGCCAUGCUCUUCUCAAGAAGAAGAGUGAUGCUCUAACUGUGCAGUUCCGGGCAAUACUCAAGAAUAUUGUAUCGACCAAAGAGGCCAUGGGAGACAUCAUGAAGAAUUCCUCCUUUGCCCUAACUGAGGCAAAAUAUGUUGCGGGGGAGAAUAUCAAACACGUCGUCCUGGAAAGCGUCCAAACUGCAUCUGUUAAAGUCCGAUCUCGCCAAGACAAUGUCGCUGGAGUUAAGCUUCCCAAGUUUGAGUAUUUCUCUGAAGGAGAUACCAAGAGUAAUGACCUAACUGGUUUGGCCAGAGGCGGGCAGCAGGUACAGAAGUGCCGUGUUGCUUAUGUGAAAGCAAUUGAGGUUCUUGUCGAGCUGGCUUCGCUUCAGACUUCGUUCUUGACGCUUGAUGAGGCAAUCAAGACGACAAAUCGAAGGGUUAAUGCAUUGGAGAAUGUUGUGAAGCCAAGAAUUGAGAACACAAUCACUUACAUCAAGGGGGAGUUGGACGAGCUUGAGAGAGAAGAUUUCUUCAGGCUGAAGAAGAUUCAAGGUUAUAAGAAGAGGGAGAUCGAGAGGCAGAGAGCUUCUGCAAUUGGGUUUGCUGAGGAUCAAAUUGCUGAGAAGCUGUCCUUGAGUAAAGGCAUUUCGAUGGCUUCGGCUCAGAACAUGUUGGCUGCUGGCGCAAAGGACGAGGAUAUAAUCUUUUGA
Linum tenue is the source of this 786-nucleotide messenger RNA. Lineage: Eukaryota; Viridiplantae; Streptophyta; Magnoliopsida; Malpighiales; Linaceae. The record is from the annotation of a GenBank genome assembly.